CACCGUAAAGCGAAACCAAACGCAAACGCAGACGCGACGCGCAGGCGGCUCAUCGCGCGCGGCCGCCGAGGCGCCGAGUCUUAUCCGCUCGUCGCGGCGACUACUCACGCACGCACGCGCGCGGCUGUUAUCUUUCCGCCACAGGCUCGAACAGACGGCGCCCCACCCAGUCACCGCUCACCACUCGCCCCCGGUCACGCACGAACAGCUCGCGAUGUGGUCGGCGGCGGCGCGCACGGUGUCCCCGCUGCCGGCGGCGUCGCCCACGCAGCAGCGACGCGGAGUGGGGUCGUUGCCGUCGUCGUCGGCGCGGGUGGGAACGGGCCGGCCGAGCACGGCGGCGGCGCGGGCUGGGCUGCGGGACUUCGUGGGAGGGGACCUGGUGCGGCCGGACCUGGGGCGGUGGCUGGAGGACGUGGAGAAGCACAAGUCCCUGGCCAUCUACCCGCCGCACGAGGGCGGCUACGAGGGCCGCUACCUCAGCCGCCUCAGCUACCAGGGCUACUACUUCCUCGACCUCUCCGCCCGCGGCCUCGGCGACCCCGAGACCACCCUCACCAAGAUCCACCCCGUCUGCCCGCCUAGCCUCGGGAGGCAGCCGGUGGCGAGGUGGUACUUCCCGCCGGAGGUGGACUACAGGCUCAGCUUGCUGCACCCGGACGCCAAGGGCCUCGUCGUCUGCGUCAUGGAAGCCAAGGUUCUCUCCAAGGCUGAGCUGCAGUUCCUCGCCAUUCUCCCUGACAUCCGCCCUAAAGUCAGGGUGAUCGCCGAAUGCGGAAACUGGAGGAAAUUUGUUUGGAAGCCUCUGAAGCAAAUCGCAGGCCUUGAGCCGGACCCUGACGCAGAGGAAUGAACAAGGAUCAAGACCAUCAA
Molecule: messenger RNA, 873 nt
Organism: Oryza brachyantha (malo sina)
Lineage: Eukaryota; Viridiplantae; Streptophyta; Magnoliopsida; Poales; Poaceae
Product: NAD(P)H-quinone oxidoreductase subunit N, chloroplastic
Exons: 4
Coding region: 215-853 (212 amino acids)
Cellular component (GO): membrane
Molecular function (GO): oxidoreductase activity, acting on NAD(P)H, quinone or similar compound as acceptor
Source: RefSeq, a predicted model, not a curated record